AUGUCCAACGAUUCUACCAGCCAGCCGAUAGCCGGCAUUCACACCUUUGACCUGCCUUCCGUGUGGCUCGGUGACAUCGCGUUGUGGCUGCGCACUGUAGAGUCCCGUUUCGCCCUCCGUCAGAUCACACGAGAGGAUACGAAAUUUCACUAUGUUGUGGCAGCACUCCCAAUGGACAUCGCCACCGACCUCCGCGACAUCAUAGAUUGUCCGCCCACAGAAGCCCCUUAUACUGCCCUUAAGGAGGCUCUCAUUUCCCGCAUUUCCCUCUUAACGCUAAAACGUCUCCAACGUUUAAUUUCUGAGGAGGACCUCGGUGACAGGAAGCCUACGCAGCUUCUUAGACGUUUGGAGCAGUUGGCAGACGGACAAUAG
Spirometra erinaceieuropaei is the source of this 375-nucleotide messenger RNA. The record is from the annotation of a GenBank genome assembly. NCBI's taxonomy places the organism in Eukaryota, Metazoa, Platyhelminthes, Cestoda, Diphyllobothriidea, Diphyllobothriidae.